Molecule: messenger RNA, 2193 nt
Organism: Ostreobium quekettii
Lineage: Eukaryota; Viridiplantae; Chlorophyta; Ulvophyceae; Bryopsidales; Ostreobiaceae
Source: the annotation of a GenBank genome assembly
AUGAUGCGGAGCCUCAGACCUGCGGCCAUGGCUCUUGCCGCGGUCGCUGUGGUCGUGAUUGUGAGCCGUCUGCCGGGGGCGGCCGGCCAGGGGUCGCGGAGCACGAGCGUCUUCCGGCUGGGGGCGGUGCUGAGCAGCGUGAACGAGACCCGGACGAUGCAGGACGCGCGCAAGGGGUACGAGAUGUUCGCGGCCACGAUGAACGCGUCGGCCGGCGGGAGGGGCCUGCGGGUGGGGGGGCGGGACGGCGAGCUGUAUUUCAAGUUCCGGCUCACGUCCCUGGACGACCACAACGACGCAGCCAGCCACAGCGCGCUGGUGGAGCGGCUGCUGACGGAGGACGACGUGCACUUCAUGCUGGGCUCGCACCCCAAGUUCGCGAUCCAGGAGUCGGACAUGGCCAACGCCACGGGCAAGAUCCUGUACCACUGCUGCGUGGGCCCGGAUGAGGUCUACAAGGCCGGCUUCCGAAACGUCUUCGGCGUCACCGUCACCAACCGGCGCUACACUGAGCUGAUGGUCUCCAGCAUCAACCUGAACGCCAUCGACCGCGUGGCGAUCGUGCGCCAGGCGGACAACAUCUUCACCAACACCACCUGCGGCGCGGCGGUGGAUUUCCUGUCCCGCUUCCACCAGACGGUGGACGUGCGCAACGAGGAGGACGGCGGGAACCGGACCCGAGUGCCGUUGCUCACGCCGGUGAUCAACUACACGCAGAGCGAGGUGGAGGGGCAGCCGGACUGGUUCAGGCAGUACGUGGAGGACCUGCGGGCCAGCCGCGCCGAGGCCGUGAUCGCCUGCGCGCUGCUGCCGGAGGGCAGGCGGCUCUUCGACGCGCUUCACGAGGCCAGGUACCCUUUGAAGUCGUUUUUCAUCACCUCUGGACCAACCAGGGAAGACUGGGUGGCAGAUCUGGACCCCACAGCUGCGGACAGCUUGCUCAGUGCAGCUCAGUGGUCCACCGAAGUGCAGUAUGAAGACAGCUUCUUUGGCAAGACCCGGGAAUACUCAGCCAAUUUCACGGAGAUGUUUGGCUCCGCCCCUUCAGCGCUGGCCGCUGGGGCGUCUGCUGUGGGCUACACCCUCUCGGAAGCCAUCAAGAGCGCCUUCAGGACCUGUGACAUCAUGGCCUCAGAAGGAGAUGCAGAUCGGCUGCUGUUCAAUGCGUCCAUGAAGUGCGAGGACCAGCGCAACAUCACAGGAUAUGAGAGGGUUCGACUGUCUCUGAAGGCCCUGAACAUGGACACCUUCUUUGGGAAGGUUAGGUUUGACGAGUACCAGAGGAACAUAGGAAUGGACCCUGUGACAACUCAGAUCCAGGUGAACGGCACUGGCUACAAGCACAUCGUGGCUGUGCUGCCUGUUGAGGCGGCCAGUGCCAGCUUGGUUAUGCCCGCAGAAAAUGCCUACAGGAACACCUGCAUCGCCGGGCAGUUCCUGUCACAACAGCCUGAGCAUUUUUUCGACCCAUGUCAGAGGUGCGAGCGCGGGCAGGUCACCUACCAAGAAGACGAGCCUUCGUGCCGUUCAUGCCCACCCUACCAUUACUGGGAGAAUGAGACGAGCUGCGUUGUGUGCCCGGAAACCACAGAGCUGAGCGAGGCAGUCACAGGGGGCAUUGGCAUCGAGUCUUGUGUGUGCAAGGAGCAUUACUACCACCGUGAGGUCAACAACAGUGGAGAGGAGUGCCUGAAGUGCCCAGAUGGGGCUGUUUGUGGCGAGGGCAUCGAGGGGGGCGUGCGGGGGGGGAUUUGUCCAGAAGCAGGCUUCUGGAUUGAGGUCGACACGAAGCAGGUGUACGAAUGUGAGGAUCCUGGCAACUGCCUGGGGGGAUGCAACCUGACGGGACAAUGCAGAACAGGUCACAGCGGAAGGCUGUGCUCUGACUGUGAGGAAGGCUACUACAACUUUGUGGGACAGUGCUAUAGCUGCCUGCCCUCACCAGUGUUCAUCUCCAUGGUAGUGGCCCUGCUGGUCGCAUGGUACAUCCUCAACGUGGUUGUUUCCAGCAACGUGGCCUCCCUUGACAUGCUCUUGUCCUGGGCCCAGCUUGCUAACAUCAUCGGCGAGGUGGACCUCAACUGGCCCGAGACCCUGAGCUUCAUGUUCAACGUCGCCAACAUUCUGGACUUUGACGUGGACAUUCUGUCACCCAGUUGCCUGCUGACGUGGAGCUACAAGCAGAACUUCAUA